CAGCCGACCGGUUAUCAAACUCGUUUUUGACGUGUUUCUUUACCGAUGGAUCAUAGGCCGCCUCGCCGCCAUUUUUGUUCCGGCCGGAUCCGUGUGUGCAGGGGGAGUCGCGUGCUGCAAGUUAAGAGUCCCAGCACCUCUGUCGAUGCGGAGGUCACGGCCGCCACCGCCGACCCCGACGAGGGCACCAGCGCGAGCGGGCCGCCGGCGAUGGACAUUGAGGAGAGCUGGCUCGUUAUCGACGAUGCAGUCGACCACCUGCUGCACCGCGCUGCAGUGAGCACGGAGCUGUGUUUCAGCCAUCCCCAGUACCCAUGGCCGCAAGUUCGAGCUGGCAUACUCUACGUGGAGAAUGAGACGGUUGUCGAGUUCUAACCUCGGCGGUCGAC
Molecule: messenger RNA, 389 nt
Organism: Amphibalanus amphitrite
Lineage: Eukaryota; Metazoa; Arthropoda; Thecostraca; Balanomorpha; Balanidae
Exons: 3
Coding region: 46-375 (109 amino acids)
Source: RefSeq, a predicted model, not a curated record